GAGAGAGAGAGAGAGAGAGAGAGAGAGAGAGAGAGAGAGAGAGAGAGAGAGAGAGAAUGCAUUUAAUGUGGACCGUCGUCGCGAGCAAAAAAAAGUGAGAGACACAAAACCGCUGCAUCUCGGAGCCACUUAGUCAUUCGGAGAACAUCCAGCUGUCGUUACUACUUGAGGGAACACAUUUUUACAACUGCUGCGCGGUGUGGAUUACUUCUGUUUUACUUUACCUGUGUAAAAUGUGUUACACAAAUCUUCGGAUUAGUGUAGGAGUUAUACUGGUUUUAACAUUGUCGUUUUGCGGAUUAUCAUGGACCUACAGAGAACAAUUUAACGACACUGCCGACAGAGAGGUCUGUUCAGAAAAUAACGUUGCCACAACUAAGUAUCCCUGCUUAAAACCCACUGGGGAACUGACAACGUGCUUUAGGAAAAAAUGCUGUGAAGGUUUUAAAUUUGUGCUAGGACAGUGCAUCCCUGAAGAUUAUGAUGUGUGUGCUGGAGUCCCUUGCGAGCAGCAGUGCACUGAUCAUUUUGGCAGAGUGCUUUGUACCUGCUAUGCUGGGUAUCGAUAUGACCGUGAUCGGCACAGGAACAGAGAAAGUCCUUACUGCCUCGAUAUUGAUGAAUGUGCCACUAAAAAUGAGACUAUUUGCUCUCAGGUCUGUAUAAACAUUCCUGGCAGUUAUAGAUGUGAAUGCGAGAAGGGUUACUUCUUAGAAGAUGAUGGGAAAACCUGUAGCAAAGGAGAAAGGGCCAGUCACUUUGAAAAGUCGGACAACGUAAUGAAAGCAGGAACAUGCUCAGCUACAUGUGAGGAGUUUCAGCAGAUAAGACAGACGGUCCUGCAGCUCAAGCAAAAGAUUGCCUUAUUGCCCAACAAUGCUGAUGUUAGCAAACAGAUAACAAGUGAAAAAAUGCUCACGUCAAAUUCGUAUUUGCCUGGUCCUCCUGGACAACCUGGGCUCCCAGGCCCGCCAGGCGCCCCUGGACCUAAAGGGUCUCUUGGACACCAGGGACCACCUGGCCCCCCUGGCCCAACUGGACCCAGAGGAAUGAUGGGACCUAUGGGGCCAUCACCCGAUAUGUCCCACAUCAAGCAGGGAAGACGCGGCCCUGUGGGUCCACCUGGAGCUCCUGGAAAAGGUGGCACCAAGGGAGAAAGAGGGGCUCCCGGAUCGACAGGACCUCCAGGCCCACCAGGCUCCUUUGACUUCUUGCUGCUGAUGAUGGCAGACAUUAGAAAUGACAUUGCAGAGCUCCAGGAGAAAGUGUUUGGACACAGAACCCAUUCUUCAGGGGAGGAGUUCCCCCUUCCUCCUCAAGGCAUGAGAGACCCUCAGGAUAUAAUAGACUUGGGAUCGGGAGAAGACUACAGACACAGGGCUACGUCAAAGAAUAUCAGAAGAAGGAAAUCAACCCCACACUGAUCCUUAUUUAAGUAAAAAAAAAAAAAAAAAAACAUUAAAUAUUUCCUAAGCUGUAUAUAAGAAGUUUUCUACUGUUGUACAAAUUGAAAGUGACUUUGCCGCAGUGACAUUGAUAUUACUUUGGACAAAUCUUUAUUUUUUUAAACAUAUUUUUUCAGUCUGGUGUCAAAUGAUUUGGUGCAUACGUGAUUAAUCACACAUAUGUAUUUGCAGUUACGCAUAUGCAAAAUUACAAAGCAUGUUUGACACACUUCCUUUCGAGAGCUUAAAAAAUAGAUCUUCCCAGAUGAAGCUUGCAACAUAAGAGGCAUGAUUAAAAACUACUGGAAAUUAAUAAUGCAUACAGUAAUGAAUGUCAUAAUAUGCACAUUAUUUGUAUAGCUGUUAGUUUAUUAUUAGAUAUAUCUAUUAAUCCAAAUGUUUACAUAAAUUGUUGUUGCAAAUGAAGGGGGAUACUCAUACAACACUGAGGGGUGAUGUACUAAAGUGUUGUGUCUGUCGCAAUAGUCACAAACCAGUUGCAAACAAGUCGGAAGUCUCGGGUGAAAUGUACUAAACAUGCGCAAUGCUGAUAGCGACUUUUUUAGGAAAUGCUUUGCGGUAGCAGUUUUUCUUUGCGGUUCAACCUUAGAUGAAUAUGUAAUUAUAGGCAUUCCUGCAUAUAUUAGCAAAAAGGGGGCAGAGAUCGUGCAAAUGAUGGUUCUCAAAUAUUACAAUAAGAUGUACUAAAGCUGCUGGCAAUUGCAACACUUACAAUUGCAUCAAUUUGUUAAGAAUUUUUGAAAGCAUGUUUUAAACAGUCGCAAUUGUUGCUGGCAUUUCCCAGUCUGCUUUUUCUCGUGUGUUGCCAGUUGUGCUCAAUGCAUUUUUGAGGCGAACACCCAAAUACUUAUUUUUCCCUAAAGGCAGGGUGUACUUACAAGCCUUGAAAACACAUUUCUAUGACAUUUAUGGUUUCCCCAAUGGGUUGGGGGCACACAUGUGCCACUAAAAACUCCAGCUCAUUCUAAAGGAAUAGGGAACACACCUGUUCUAUUAAUGUGCAGGUGGUUUGUAAUUGUGCACAAUUUAGCACUGCAGCACUGACUAACUUAAAUAAAAACUGACGGUGUACAAUUGGCUUAUAGGCUACUCAUCAUAAUAUGAAUUGGUGGUAUACAGUCAGCACUCAUGUAGACGUUUCCCAUAUACAUGUCAGUCGUGUUUUACCGCCCAUGUAUUAAGAAUAAAAUCAAUCCCAAUUAUAUAUAUGUAACAAAUUAAUGCACUUACCCAUCUCACGCGAUUACCGACUCUGUCACCAGUUGUCUGAUACAAAGCUCUUCAAUGUUACAAUGUACUUGUUUAUCCGUCACAGCCUGCGUUUGUUUUUUUUUUUGUUUGUUUUUUUCUUGUAUACCAAGUCUGUCUUUAUUGUGCAGUUACACAGCGCUUCCUCCAAUUUCACAUGAUGAAAAUGCAGCAAAAACAAAGCGAACGAGACAAGCUACGGUAAUGUAAAAGUUAAUCAUUAAACAGUUUUAGAUACUGUGAUUUUUUUAAUUUAUUUUUUAAUCUGUGAUCUUUAGUUGCUUUUGUGCUUUUUCAUUUGCAAGUGAACUGCGACAUUAGGGCCUUAUCGAGUAUUAUAUUCUGCAAUCUUCAAUACUGACUUUGGAUACUGUUUUAAUUCUGGAAAUUGGUUGUUUUUUUUCAGCGUAUGCUAAAUUGCAUUGCCUUUUACGUUUUACGCAGUUCUGUGCAUGGGUAACAUUUUGAUUUUAUUUUGCUAUUAGGUCAUUAAUGGAGAAUUUUACAUACUGCUACAAUACAUACCUGAUUUAAAAGUAUGUACUGUACUACAGUCCACUUGUCCACAGUCGUCUCUUUUGACAAGUGAUAUUUUCAGAAUCAUAUCGUUCUGAAUUAAAAUACUACUUCUGUUAUAAAUAUAGUACUGUACCAACAAAGCAAACUACAAUACAUCUAAAUGGAAGCCUGCUUAUUUUAAAACACAAUCCUUUCAGCUAUGUAUUUUUGACAUUGUAUCUUUUUUGUGUUCCCUGAAAACAUGGACAAAGGUUGGAAUGGGCCAAAAUGAAAUAAUCAGAUAUGCAUCACACUCGUUUAACCGUCACUGAAGUAAAAAUUUUAUAGGGUCGUAUAUGUGAGUGCUGAUUGUAAUGCAAAAUUUGUUGCUGGUCCCUUGAAAUCAUAUUAACAAGAAUUGACUGUCCUUCUGUAAGUGUCAUAACUUGUCAAUGCAGCACCAUGAUCUGGUUUGUGUUAAUUGACUAGGCUACUAAGUAGGUAAAGUUAAUAAUAAUUAUAAUUUAAAAAAACACUAAAAUCAUUUAGUUUCAAUUUAAAAUUAUGUGUACAAUGCAGCAGCAUGAUUUAUUUUGUGUUACCAGUAGCCUACAGGCUAAAGUAAAAAGAAAGUGCGCUAGUUAUUUAUUUAAUUUUACUACUGUACUGUAUAGGCGUACUGUACAGAUUUAUAUGUUUUUAAUAAUGUUAUGUGUAGCAUACCCAAAAUACAUAAGUGUUAUUUCAGCGCAAUGAUUUAUACAUUUAAAAUACACUGAGCACUAUAAAUGUAUGUGUCUACGAUUUUAUUGUGUUUUUUUAAACCCGACACCUCCUUGUGUCGGACAAACAUACCCGGUUUAACUAGGGGCUGCUGUAUGAUUAUGAAAAGCUUUUUGAUAGAAACACAUUUUUUAUUUGGGGUUGAAGGUGGGGGCCCCACUAUAGAAUCUGAUGGGAUUAAACUGCCUUUUAUUAUUUAUUCAAAAAAAGUUAGCACGACUCUCGCAAUGCUAGAGAUCUCACUAAGAGGACACAACACAUACUUAAAUUACUAUAUUGCAGCUCUGUUCAUUAACAUAUUUUCUCUCAGUACAUACGACAAAAUGUAUACUUGCCGAAUUGUUGCAACAGAAAUGCAAAUUGCGGUAUGUUUGCGCUGCGACUGGCCCAUCUUAGUACAUCUACCCCUAAGUGUACAGAUAUUUGGGAUGCUUGGUAACAAAAGGGCUAAGCCCUUACUUCUCUUCUUUUUUUCUCUCAGCACUGUUUUCCUUUCAGGUGGUUGGAAUGAAUAGUGUUGGAUUUCAGUCCUUUUUAAUAGACAUUUAAUCAGGGUUCAUAUGAGCUAUAGGGCUGAGGCUAGCCCUCGGUGGCGGACAUAGGGUGACAGAAAUGGUAGGCAAUUGUAUUGAUGAAGUAGGCAAAUAAUAACAGGGUCUAGGGGGGCGCUCAGUGCAUUCAAUAAACAGUAUUAAAGAAAUACUACGUGGCAUUUAGCCAUAUUUAUUCAUGUUAUUACUUUUAAAACUGUCUCAAAAGAGCAAAGCCAAAAAUAUAAACACUUACCUAUAAAUACUUACCUAUUGAUAGUCUGAGAAUCAGUGGCGUGCCGUCAGGACCUUCAAAUAUUCUCUGCUGACCAGACAGUGCCAAGUAAACCGUCAGUCAAAUGACAUUACGUUGCCUCACUCACUUGUGUACAGUGUGCUUGCUUAUACUAUGAAACAUACUACUCUAUAUUAUUUGUUCAUUUGUCUGACACCUUUAUCCAAGAUGACUUACAGGGUUUACUAGAGGAGUAUAGGGGUUUCCUGAAGGGGAUGUGAUCAGCCAUUAAGAGAUCUGCAUUUCUCCCGCAUAAGUCUAAAACAACGACCAGACGCUAGAAAAAAAAACAGUUGAGGGUAUUCUCCGUUUCAGUUGAAGGUCUUGAGUGAGUUUAACCAAUAGGUGAGUCGAAGAAUGUCCUUUUUUUUCUAUUUUUUAGACAGGCGACCAAUCAGGAGUGAGCAGAGGCGGGUAAUAAAUCUCCCAGGGUAUUCUCUGCCUCACUUGAAGGCCCUGCUUUAGCAACCAGUGGGAAAGUCAAAGCUCUGACAGCUGACCAAUCAUUAGUGAGCAACCCCAAAACAUGAAUAUUUCUUGGUUAGCACUGCAGUGAGGAGGAUAGGUGGAUUUCGCACGAUAUUGCUUAUAAAUAUACAUUGAUAAAUACAAAUACCUUUACAACUUAUUAUUUCAAAUUUUAUUUUACACUAAAAUAAAAAAAAAUGUGAGAAAACAAAGACAUCAUAGUCGAUUUGGUUAAGAAUCCUUUUUCAAGGAGAACUUUCUCUGAAAAAUUGGAGAUUGUUAAAAAAGGGAGAUGUACACCCCAUAUCCCCGAGCUGACAUAGGAAGAGAAAGGAUAUACUCGGCACUUUCAGAAUUCAAAUUAUGAAAGGUAUCUGUGGCUUACAGGUACCUGCCACUUAAAAAAAGGAGGGGGGUGGGUGGGGGGGGGUU
Acipenser ruthenus (sterlet) is the source of this 5720-nucleotide messenger RNA. Its product is annotated as collagen and calcium-binding EGF domain-containing protein 1-like. The record is from RefSeq and is a predicted model, not a curated record. The transcript is spliced from 11 exons. Gene Ontology annotation, molecular function: calcium ion binding. Lineage: Eukaryota; Metazoa; Chordata; Actinopteri; Acipenseriformes; Acipenseridae. Bases 234 to 1424 code for a protein of 396 amino acids.